GAAGAAGACGGCGGUGCUUGGCAACGCCGGUAGCGUUGCUUGAAGAAAGACGAAGUCGGCCGAGCAAGAAGGAAGACAUCGACGCUAGUAGCGCGAGGAAGACGACUACACCAGCUGCGAAGAGAAGAAAGUUUUUGAGGAAUUGUCCAAGAUGACAAAAUCCAAAAGGUGUUCAAUGCCAGCUCCUCCAAGAGAAGGGGAGGCGGAGACACAUCACUGGCUCAAUCCAGACGCAUCAUGCUGGGAAAACAAAGAUUUUGACAACCUUGACCUAAAUCAGCUUGCGGCAAUGGAGUCAAUGGUUGAGAGCAUG
Linum tenue is the source of this 313-nucleotide messenger RNA. NCBI's taxonomy places the organism in Eukaryota, Viridiplantae, Streptophyta, Magnoliopsida, Malpighiales, Linaceae. The record is from the annotation of a GenBank genome assembly.